Antechinus flavipes (yellow-footed antechinus) is the source of this 9496-nucleotide messenger RNA. It is a transcript of the gene SETD1B, whose product is annotated as SET domain containing 1B, histone lysine methyltransferase. Bases 269 to 6280 code for a protein of 2003 amino acids. The record is from RefSeq and is a predicted model, not a curated record. Gene Ontology annotation, cellular component: Set1C/COMPASS complex. The transcript is spliced from 19 exons. Lineage: Eukaryota; Metazoa; Chordata; Mammalia; Dasyuromorphia; Dasyuridae. Gene Ontology annotation, molecular function: RNA binding; histone H3K4 methyltransferase activity; protein binding.
GAGAGAUUGGGUCGGGCUCCAUAGCGGUGUAUUGUGGGAUGUGCGGGGACUGGGAGCCGAGCCGCUGCCGCCAGCCGCCUCCUCCAGCAGCGGCAGCAGCAGCAGCAGCCGCCGCCGCCGCCGCCGCCGCCGCAACAGCAGCAGCAGCAGCAGCAGCCUCAGCUAGCCCCCGGUCCGGCCGCCCCAGCCUCGGCUCCCGCGGGGAACACCAUGUACAGGCUGGUCGCGCAGGGAGGCCGGCGCCCGGCGGGGAUGUUGGGUUAACGGCAUGGAGAGCAGUAGCCACCACCACCACCAGCAGCCUGGACCGUCGGGGGAGAAAAGAAACCACCAUUGGAGAAGUUACAAGUUGAUUAUUGACCCCGAGCUGAAGAAGGGGCAGCAUAAACUCUACCGUUACGAUGGACAGCAUUUCAGCAAGGCUACUCAAUGCUUUCUCUCGGUGAAAAUCGAGGACCCGAGAGUCAGAAGGACAUGGACAAAAACCAAGGAGUUGGAACUUCGUGUCCCCAAAUUCAAGAUCGAUGAGUUCUACGUGGGGCCGGUGCCUCCCAAGCAGGUGACUUUUGCCAAACUGAAUGACAACAUCAGGGAAAACUUCCUGACCGACAUGUGCAAGAAAUAUGGGGAGGUGGAGGAGGUGGAGAUCCUUUACAACCCCAAGAACAAGAAACACUUGGGCAUUGCCAAGGUGGUCUUUGCCACCGUAAAGGGGGCUCGGGAGGCCGUGCAGCAUUUACACAACACCUCGGUCAUGGGCAACAUCAUUCACGUGGAACUGGACACUAAAGGCGAAACUCGGAUGCGAUUCUACGAGCUGCUGGUGAAUGGCCUCUAUACCCCCCAGACCCUGCCGGUGGGCCUCGAGCUGGACACCUCUCCCACGGUCAAUAAAACUCUGCAGCUGACAGAUGCCCUGAAGCGCCUGAAGGAUGGCAGCGUGCCCUCGGCGGGCUCCUCGGCGUCGGUCACCCCCAACAGCAGCACGCCCUUCUCCCACGACACCGCCUAUUCCAGCAGCCGCCUGGACACCCCCAACUCGUACGGCCAGUGCACGCCCCUCACCCCCCGCUUGGGCACCCCCUUCUCGCAAGACUCGAGCUACUCCAGCCGCCAGCCCACCCCCUCCUACCACUACAGCCAGGACUCGGGCUACAAGGCCCGCCGGCACGAGACCAAGUUCACGGACGCCUACAACCGCCGCCACGAGCACCACUACGUCCACAACUCGUCGGGCGCCUUCCGCUCCUCGGAGCACGCGUUCGGCGCGGCGGCCGCCUCUGGCGGGGCCGGCGGCUCCGGCUCCUACAAGCCCCACGCCCAGCCGGAGGCCGCCCAGUACUCCCACACGCCCCCCUCCGCCCCCGGGGGCCACUCCGGCUCCAACUACAAGUCGGCCUUCUCCCCCUACCAGGCCCCGGCCCUGUUCGCCCCGCACCCCGAGGAGCCGGCGGCUCUGCCGGCCUUUGCCCCGGGGGCCCGAGACGGCGGGGAGUACCGCCGGGCCCAGCCCCCGCUCGAGCCCCCGGCCGUCGCCGCCCCUCUGGCCAAAGAGAGGCCCGAGACCCCCCCGGGACCCCCGCUGCCGCCGCCGCCCCCCGAGCUGAACAGCCUGGAGCCCGGCGGGGGGCCCAGCUUCGGCUGGAGCCCCGAGCGCUGCACCAGCCCCGGGACGCCCACCCUGGAGGCCUCCCCGCCCGCCUCCGAGAAGCCCCACGACAGCCUGGACUCCCGCAUCGAGAUGUUACUGAAGGAGCAGAGAACCAAGCUCCCUUUCCUGCGCGAACACGACUCGGACACAGAGCUCCGCAUGGAGGGCAGCCCCAUCUCCUCCUCCUCCUCGCAGCUCUCCCCCCUGCCCGCCUUCGGCUCCAGUUCCCAGCCCGGCUUCCGGGGCCAGACCCCCUCCUCUCGCCCCUCCAGCACGGGCCUGGAGGACAUCAGCCCCACCCCCCUGCCGGACUCGGACGACGAGGAGGACCUGGGCCUGGGCCUGGGCCCCCGGCCCCCCCCGGAGCCCGGCCCCCCCGACCCAGCUGGACUUCUGGGCCACGGGGCCGACGCGGCCAAGGACAUGGCCGGGGAGCGGACGCCCGCCUCGGAGAAGAUGGAUGAGGGUCAGCAGUCCUCGGGGGAGGACAUGGAGAUCUCCGACGACGAGCUGCCCUCCGCGCCCAUCACCAGCGCCGACUGCCCCAAGCCCAUCGUGGUGAACUCCUCGGUCACCGCCCCGGCCGUGCUGGCGACAGCCAUCCCCCUGCCGCCCCCCGGCUUCCCGCCGCCGCUGCCGCCGCCGCCGCCCCCUCCCCCCCAGCCCGGCUUCCCCAUGCCGCCCCCGCUGCCCCCGCCGCCGCCGCCGCCGCCCCCCACCCACCCGGCGGUCACGGUGCCGCCCCCGCCCCUGCCGGCGCCGCCGCCGCCCCCGGGGGUGCCCCCGCCCCACAUCCUGCCCCCGCUGCCCCCCUUCCCCCCGGGCAUGUUCCCCAUGAUGCAGGUGGACAUGAUGAACGUGCUGGGGGGCCAGUGGGCCGGGAUGCCCAUGUCCUUCCAGAUGCAGACGCAGAUGCUCAGCCGCAUGAUGCAGGGCCAGGGCGUGUGCCAGUACCCGCCCUUCAUGGGCAGCGGCAUGCAGUUCGUGAACCUGCCCCCCUACCGGCCCUUCUCGGUGGGCGCCGCCGUGGGCCGGGGCCAGCAGUGGCCGCCGCUGCCCAAGUUCGACCCCUCGGUGCCCCCGCCGGGCUACAUGCCCAAGAAGGAGGACCCCCACAAGGCCACGGUGGACGGCGUCCUGCUGGUCAUCGUCAAGGAGCUCAAGGCCAUCAUGAAGCGCGACCUGAAUCGCAAGAUGGUGGAGGUGGUGGCCUUCCGGGCCUUCGACGAGUGGUGGGACAAGAAGGAGCGGAUGGCCAAGAUGGUCCCCGAGAAGGGAAGUGAAUUACCCAAGGUCACACAGCAGGUAGCGUCCCUGACCCCGGUGAAGUCGGGCGAGCACAAGGACGAGGAGAGGCCGAAACCCAAGGACCGCCUCACCUCCUGCCUGCUGGAGAACUGGAGCAAGGGCGAGGGGCUCGGCUACGAGGGCAUGGGGCUGGGCAUCGGCCUCCGCGGCGCCAUCCGGCUGCCCUCCUUCAAGGUAAAGAGGAAGGAACCGCCCGACCCAGCCUCGACGGGAGACCAGAAGAGACUGCGGCCCUCCACCUCGGUGGACGAGGAGGAUGAAGAGUCCGAAAGGGACAGGGACAUGGCCGACACCCCCUCCGACCUCUCCAAGAAGGACCCGGACGGGGUCAGCAUCCGGAGGCGGCCGGCCCGGCCCCUGGAGCUGGACAGCGAGGGGGAGGAGGAGGACGAUAAGGAGGAGUCCUCGUCCUCGUCCUCGUCGUCGUCGUCCUCGUCGUCGUCGUCGUCGUCCUCGUUGUCUUCGUCGUCGUCGUCGUCCUCGGAGAAGGAGGAGGAGGAGGAGGAGGACAGGCUGGCCAAGACCCCUUCUGACAAGGAGGAGGAGGAGGAGGACGUCUGCGAUGAGGAGGAGGAGGAAGGGGACGAGGAGGACGAGGAAGAAGAGACAGCGGAGGUGGAGUUGAGUGAGAAGGAGGAGGAGCUGGACUCUGAAGGAGAGGAUGCUGGGAGCAUGGUCUCUUCCAAGGCAGAGGCUGUGUCCUCUGAAGAAAGCGAGGAUUCUUCAGAUUAUGAAUCCAGUUCAGAGUCUGAGGAGGAGGAGGAGGAGGAGGAGGAGGAAGAGGAGGAGGAGGUGGAAGAGGAAGAAGAGGAGGAGGAGGAGGAAGAGGAAGAGGAGACAGAGGCGUUAGAGGAAGUAGUGGAGGAGGCAGCACCUGGGGAAAGCCAAGACCUGCCGGUAGCUGGGGAACUGGCCAUGGAGGAGGAGGAGGAGGAGGAGGAAGAGGAGGAGGUGGUGACCAUCCUGGAGCUGACGCCGGUGGUGGAUGAGCCAGACUUGCCAAACCUGGGAGCCGAGGAGACGGCGGGCGUCGGGGACGCCGUCGAGCUGCCGGGCCUCGAGCAGGUGGGAAAGAUGAUGGCCGAGCCGCCCGCGCCAGCCGUGCCCCCAGAGCCCCCGAGACGCCAGAGCCCGUCCCCCGUGGACGCUUCAGGGGAAGAGUUAGAGGCAGAGCUGGAACCUGCAGAAAUCCCCAAGGACAUAUCUUUGCUGCAACUACAGCGACCGCCCAGCCCACCGGGCCUCUCCCCAGAGGCUGCACCUAUCCUGGGCAGCUUCCCUCGGGAGGUGGAGGUGGAGGGCCGGCCCCACCCCCUCGGCCCCAAAGUGGUCCUCCCCCUGGAGCCAGAGUCCCUUCGGCUGCAGCCUCUGUUCCCUGCCAGGCCCCUCCAGGCCCUGCCUCUUCUGGAAGAGCCUCUGCCGGAAGAGCCGCCCCCCCGAACACCGGGCCGGGACCCUCUGGCCAAGUCCCAGAGCACAGAGACCGUGCCGGCCACACCGGGCAGUGAUACGCCCCUCACCGCCAGCAGCCUGGCCCUCAGCUCCCCCCAGGUCCCCAGCAGCCCCUUCUCUUACCCGUCUCAGUCUCCCGGGCUCAGUGGCGGGGGCAUCCCUCGGACGCCUGGGCGAGACUUUAGCUUCACGCCCACUUUUCCCGAGGCCGUGGGGCCCCUGCCUCUGUCUGUCUGCUCCCUUCCACCUGGCAAGAAGCUCCCUGGGGAUGAUCGGCCAGGGCCUGGUGCUCCCGUUUCUUCCAGCCCCCUGGAAACCAGCUUCCCCCUGCCCGUCUCUCUCCCGGUGCCCCUUUCAGUGCCGGUCCCUCUGCCGGUCCCUCUGCCCCUCCCCCCCGGUCCGUUGCUCCCCCGAUCCUCCACCUUGCUACCUCUGCCCUUGACCUUGCCCCUGGCUCUGCCUCUGGCCUCUUCCCUACCGACCCCAUGCCCUCCUCCCACCAAGAGGAAGCCCGGGAGGCCCAAACGUUCCCCACCAGCUGUGCUGACCCUGGACGUGCCUCCAGGAAGGCUCGCCACCUUGCCUCCUGAGGCAGCGGGCCCCAAGCUGCUGCUGCUGGCAGGGCAGCCCCCUGCCGCUGCCUCCUUCCACGGGGCGCCAGACCCCCGAGUCGUGACGCUGGACUUUAGGAACGACGGGGGCCUCCCUCCCCCACUCCCACCUCCACCGCCACCCCCACCCCCACCGGAUGAGCCCACCAAGCUCCCUUUCAAAGAGCUUGAGAAUCAGUGGCUGGAGGAGCCCCCUCCCCCCAAUCGUGGGCCCGAGGAAGAAGUGGAGGCUGGUGACGGGGGCGGCUUCAGCAAGCCCAAGCUGCCUUGGCGCCGGCCUCCGAAGAAGCGGCACGAGGACAUGGUCGUGCCCCUUCUGCCCCCGCCUUCCCCCGACUUCUCGUCCCCCCAGCGGCCCCUCUUCCGGGCCCGCUCCGAGUUUGAGGAGAUGACCAUCCUGUACGACAUCUGGAACGGGGGGAUCGACGAGGAGGACAUCCGGUUCCUGUGCGUCACCUACGAUCGGCUCCUCCAGCAGGACAACGGCAUGGACUGGCUCAACGACACGCUUUGGGUCUACCAUCCUUCCACCAGCUUCUCUACUCCCAAGAAGAAAAAGCGAGAGGAUGGCAUUCGGGAGCAUGUAACCGGCUGCGCCCGCAGCGAGGGUUACUACAAAAUUGACAAGAAAGAUAAACUAAAAUACCUCAACAACAGCCGCGCCUUUGCCGAGGAGCCCCCAGCAGACACCCAGGGCAUGAGCAUCCCUGCUCAGCCACACGCCUCCACCCGGGCAGGCUCCGAGCGCCGCUCAGAACAGCGGCGCCUUCUCUCCUCCUUCACGGGAAGUUGUGACAGCGACCUGCUCAAGUUCAACCAGUUAAAGUUCCGGAAGAAGAAGCUGAAAUUCUGCAAGAGCCACAUCCACGACUGGGGCCUUUUUGCCAUGGAGCCCAUUGCAGCUGACGAAAUGGUCAUCGAGUACGUGGGGCAGAACAUCCGGCAGGUCAUCGCCGACAUGCGGGAGAAGCGUUACGAGGACGAGGGCAUUGGGAGCAGCUACAUGUUCCGAGUCGACCACGACACAAUCAUCGACGCUACAAAAUGUGGCAACUUUGCCAGGUUCAUCAACCACAGCUGUAAUCCAAACUGCUACGCCAAGGUCAUCACCGUGGAGUCCCAGAAGAAGAUCGUCAUCUACUCCAAGCAACAUAUCAACGUCAAUGAAGAAAUCACUUACGAUUACAAAUUUCCCAUCGAGGACGUCAAGAUCCCCUGUCUGUGUGGCUCGGAAAACUGCCGGGGGACUCUCAACUAGGACGCCAGGGAGCUGGGCGCGCUCUGCCAAAAAAGGGAGAAAGGGAAAAGAUGGAAGCUCCCGUCAGCCCCGCCCAGUCCAGCGAGACGCCUCGGGCCUAAGCUCCUCCGCGCCCGGCUCUCCCCAGCCCACCCUCAGGUGCUGUCCCUUUCCCCAGGCCCGGCUCGCGGCCAGCCCGACACUACCCACCUUCCUGAAGCUUCCUCUCUACCUCCUCCCCUCCUCCUCCUCUUCCUCCUACUUGUGGGAAAAGAUGCUCCCUCUCUCUCUGAUUUUUUAAUUUUUUUUUUAAGUUUUUUAAGUCACAUAGACACAUGCCCUCUCCCACAAAUGCUGCUACAUUUUUUUUCCUCCUCCUCAAAAAAACAAGGACAAAGAUAGUUUUUCACCAUUCAAAUGUGGAGCCAGAGCUGGAGGGAGAAAUAUUAUGCUUUUUGGAAGAGAGAUGAGGGUACAAAGUUUGGAGGAGGAGGAGGAACAGGGAUUUAGGGGGAGGCUUGGGCGCCAAGACAAUGGCUGUUGGCUCCCUGUCCCUCGCUAUAUAUUUUGGGAGCCUUCCCUUCUCUCCCUACCCCCACUGAUGUUUCGUUAGACCCUGCCUUUCAGGCCUAGGUGAACCUGGGGAUGCCAUAGGAGGGAGCAGGGAGAGGGGCGAGGCCGCGGGCUCCCCUCCGAGGGAGUCUGCCCAGGCUUGCUUAGGAGGCACUUGGUGGUUAGGAUGCAGGCACUGAUGGGGGGGCCCUGCAGCCUUCGCUCCUCAGGACUCUAGAUACUCUCUGCCUCAGUCUUAGGGAGCCAGUGGUCAGCCUCCUGCCCUCUCCCCACCUGAAUGUCUUUUCCUUUCUCUUUCCCUGCCCCAAGCCCUCUCCUCUUCUCCCCCCUGCUCCUCGAUCUGCUGGGAUGGCCUUCAGUGCCUGCUCCAUCUUCCUCUCCCGCACUAGGUCCGAGCUGGGGACCCGCAGCUAUUCUCGGGAGGCUGGAGAGGGGCUGCUCUGCUUGGCUUUCUUCCCCUCCCUCUCUCUCUCUUGAUCUGUCUUCCUUCCCUGGUGCUGGGGAGCCGGGCAGGUGCUAUGUAAAGGUCGGGCAGUGGGCCAGAGCUGGGCGCGGGGUCCACCUUCGGAGACCAUGUUCCUUGCCCUUGCCUCCACCUCCGGCCCAUGGCCGCCCCUGGGAGUUAGCAGGGGGCACGCCUGGAUCUCUUAAAUGUUUACUUUCUCAUUCAGAUGCCAGCAAGAAGGGGGCGAGAGCGAGCGGUCAGGGUGAGGAAGGGCACCAGGCCCUCACCCGAGCCACGGCCUACCCCCAGAUAGCCAGCCGCCAGGGCAGGGCCCUUUAGGUGCUGUGUAGUUUACUCCCCAAGAGCCCGGGGAAGGGGCUGGGCAGUGCUUGGCUCGCCCGGGCCGGACCUUCCCUGGGAGGCCGGGUGGAAACCCAGGGGAGAAGAGGCCGGAGGGCUACUCCCCCAGGCUAACGUGCUUCCUACCCUCUGCCCCGCUCCCGUAGCUCUUCUUCCUUUCUCUGCCAUUACGGGUUGUCUUUUAGGAUCGGUGUUUCUCUUUCAGAAGAGAUGCCUCAAAACUUUCAUCUGUUCUCUGCUGGGAUCCCUGGGCCCAGGGACACCAUUGGGCUUCCCUCACCUCACUCUGUCCAUCCGUCCGUCCGUCCAUCUGUCCUACUUACCGCUAGCCUGUCCGCUUCCCUGUCUGUCCCCAGGGUGGACCGGGGAGGGACGGGGAACCCAUCUUGAAGAUAUUUAUAUUGAAAAAAAAAAUGCAAAGAGUUUCAUUUUCUCCCCUGAGGAAGGAAAAAGAAAAUGAUUUUUUAAAGGUUGGACAGAAGUCUCCAGUAGCUUUCAGUAGGUGUGUCCCCAUCCCCUUCACCCCCCAAAACUUGUAGGAUUCAUUUCAACGCUUUUUGUGUAUAGAACAGGAAGGACUAAAAGGACACAUAAAAAAAACGCCACAAGCAUUUUGGAGUUCAAAAUCAACGCAUCAUCUGUACAGAGACCACUGGGGUGACCUUCUCUUGGGAACAUUGUUUCUUGUAGAAACACGUGGAAAAAAAAUUUUUUUUUUUUGAGGAUUUCUUUGUACUUAGGGGGGGAAAAGCCCCGAUAAACCCAACAACAGGGAAAACAAAAAACAAAAACAAAACAAAAAAAACCAAGUGAGCUUGUAAAUACUUUAUGAAAAAAAAAAAAAGGAACUUAUUAUAAUUUGGACUCGUUUUUAGCAAGAUGACAGCUUUCCCUCCGAGCCGCCUGCUGAAGCCCCAGCUCACGCGAGGAGCCGCUAGCAUCUCUCUCUCAGCUUGUGUCAAGCUUCUUACUGUGUAAAUUCUGUACAAAAGAACUUGGGUUUGGUUUUGUUUGGGGCUUUGGGGUUUUUGUUUUGUUUGGAUUUUUUUUUUUUUUUGGUUCUUUUUGUGUGUGUGUGCCCUGAUUGUGUGCGUGUGCGCGCAUGUGAGCGAGCGAGCGAGUGAGUGUCCAAUUAGACAAAAUUAGCAUCAUCGAAAUGGAGGGGAAAAUGCAGGCCAACCGAAGGCCUUUCCUUUUCAUUUUGGGUUCAGGCCUUGUCUGCCAACUUAAAUGUGCAAGAGAGAGAAAAAAAAAGAAUAUAUAUAUUUAUUUCACAGAAGGAAGACAUGUACAGUAUGGAGAAGGGUCUAUUUAAGCAAGUUUUGGAUCCCCGACUCCCACAAGAGAUGGUUCUCUCCCAGACUUCAGAUUGGGACAAGCACUAAGGGAGAAAGGGGAGGGCAGAAGAUGCUUUAGAUGGGACCCCUCCCCCAGACCCCUCACUUCCCUUUCAGCAAGUUGUUUCACGGGUGAGAGCAAUGGGAGGGCUCCUCCGUCAGAGGCGAGGAGACGGUUUGCAAUAACUAAGAAAAUGCAGUUGUUUUUUAGUUGGAUUUGAUUUGAGAAAUUCUUUGCUUUGAAGAUUUCUGCCUGGAAGUUUUCUUUUUCUUUCUUUUGGUUUUCUUUCCCCCUCUCUCCCCCCCUUAAAGAAAAAAAAGGCAGUUGAAUUUUUGGGCCAUUUUGUGCAUCUAGACCCCGCCCUCUGUACGUCACCUGUUUUUUGAAGAGAAAUGUUUCUGUUGUGGGUGAUCUUGCUGUAAAUACUUGUUCAUAUUUUUGUGAAUUCAAUACUAUGUACCAUUGUAUUAUAGUAACUUUUAUAAAGCAAACCCUAAAUAUACUGACUUUUCUUACAGAAA